CCUUUACAGGUCGAUUAUCAAAAAUCUAUUCAUAGCUCUGAUACUUUCACUGAUUAUACUGAUGGAAGACAAAAGUUAAAAUUUCAUUCCUUUCCUGCUGAAAGUUUAGAACUUGGUGAUUAUUUACUACCUGGUAUAUUUGUAUCUGAGGCUAAAUUUACUCAAUCAGUAAAAUUUUCUAUAAGUUAUCAAAAACGAAAAAUAAUUGUGGAAUUUGGUGUUAAAGAAUUUCAUGAAGAGAUCCACACCUUUAAACUUGAAAUCAAUUUUAAGGAUAUACUUAAUGAUAUUUAUUCUGAGCUUGACGCUUCUCAACGAAGAUCUCGUGGUUCAAUUACUAUAGAAAAUAAAUAUCCCGCAAAAUAUUGGGUAUUAGAUAAGAAUCAAAAAUCAAAAGAUAAAUUUAAUUGGUGUAUUGAAGAUUCUUGGAAACGUAUUAUUGAAAUUAAUACAAAAGAUGUUAAUGAAAUGCCUAAUUUUCAUAAAAAUAAUGAACAACCUGGUAAAUGGCUCGUCUUUAGAAUAACUUUUGAUUUGGAUCAAAUUGGUAAAAAUUCUAAUGAAGGUCUUGUUCGUUUUAAAGAAUUAAUUGAGAAGGCUAGUGAAUAUAAUUUGGCUCCUAGAACUUCAAAUAUUAGUAAUGUUCCAUUAAAAAUUGUUGGUGGUGAUGUUGAAUUACGUAAACCUUUUGUGAACCGUUCAAUGUUAAACUUUGAAGUUAAUUAUAUGGUCGAAUGUAAUAUUUCUUUUAAUUACCUUAAUGAUUAUAACCUUUGUGAAGAAUUCUUUUCUUUAUUAUCUAAACAACCUACUAGAGUCUCUAUUGAUAUUUUGGAAGGUAUUUAUUCAAGGAAGAAAAGAAUUUAUGAUCCUUUAAACUAUUUAC
Molecule: messenger RNA, 886 nt
Organism: Rhizophagus irregularis DAOM 181602=DAOM 197198
Lineage: Eukaryota; Fungi; Glomeromycota; Glomeromycetes; Glomerales; Glomeraceae
Source: RefSeq, a predicted model, not a curated record